Molecule: messenger RNA, 1171 nt
Organism: Branchiostoma belcheri (Belcher's lancelet)
Lineage: Eukaryota; Metazoa; Chordata; Leptocardii; Amphioxiformes; Branchiostomatidae
Product: beta-1,4 N-acetylgalactosaminyltransferase 1-like
Exons: 8
Coding region: 1-1143 (380 amino acids)
Source: RefSeq, a predicted model, not a curated record
AUGACCAGCGCCGAGAGGGAGGUAGUAAAGAAACGUAGGAAGAAACAACUCGAAAAAUUUCGCGACAGAGUAUCCCUGCAGUCUGACCCCCUGCUAUUGGUGAGCGGCUCCUGUCCGCUGAGUUAUCCCUCGAUGGGACUACAGGUCGUGCCGGGGGAAGCUAUCGGCAUACCGGGUAUUUCCGUGGACGACAACGUUGGCAGACAGCACUAUAAGGUGGAGUUUUCGGCAGAGUUCGGAAUGCUGGACAUCGCCGCGGAAGUUCCCGAAGUUGAAAUCGGCGGACGUCGGACCCACUCUCUAGCGAUGGAGAGCUCGUCUCUGGUUCAUCUGAACCGUCAGCUGGACUUUCUGAUCUACAUCAACAUAGAGCCCGAACUAGGAAGGCUGGAUUUGGACGACAGUAUCGACCGGAAGGUGACGGUCGUCACCAAGACCUUCCUGAGGUACGAGUCAGUCCGGAACCUGAUCCGGAGUGUCCGGAAGUGCUACCCGACCAUCCGGAUUGUCGUGGCAGACGACAGCCGUCCUGUGGAGGAUCUCCAAGGAGACAACGUUGACCAUUACGUCAUGCCUUUCGGCGCCGGCUGGUUUGCUGGCCGGAACCUGGCGGUGUCACAGGUGAAAACUCCCUACCUACUCUGGGUGGAUGACGACUUCUUCUUCACUCCGAAAACCAAGCUAGAAAAACUCGCCGAUGUUCUGGACAAUGCUGACAUUGACAUAGUAUCUGGCUUGGUAGGCGACGUCGUUGUGAGCACGUUCAAACUCAACAUCCUGGAGGGAGACGAGGAAGGCGACUGUCUUGUCCAGACCUACGGCACAUACGGGACCUUGAAAGACUUCCCAGAAUGCCACAGGGUGGACAGGGUCACCAACUUCUUCCUGGGUCGAACGGACAAGGUCAGAGAGGUCGGGUUCGAUCCGGCCUUCUCACGGUUUGCUCAUACAGAGUUUUUCUUCGAGGGGCUCGGCAAGCUCAGGUCGGCCGCUUGUACCUUCGCACAAAUCGGCCACGACCAGACGACCAAUGACAAGUACAUCAAAUUUCGCGAACCCGGGGGAGAAUACCUAAAGUUCAUGGUCAACUACCAGUAUUUCAAAUACAACGUCAAGUGUUGGAAUAAAGAGGACGCCCCAUAAAGGUUUUCCUGAGACUACUGUAUAGCCU